Ostrea edulis (European flat oyster) is the source of this 688-nucleotide messenger RNA. RefSeq names its product protein mono-ADP-ribosyltransferase PARP14-like. The record is from RefSeq and is a predicted model, not a curated record. Gene Ontology annotation, molecular function: transcription corepressor activity. Gene Ontology annotation, cellular component: cytoplasm; nucleus. Lineage: Eukaryota; Metazoa; Mollusca; Bivalvia; Ostreida; Ostreidae. The transcript is spliced from 6 exons. Gene Ontology annotation, biological process: negative regulation of gene expression. The annotation marks the transcript as partial.
ACAUUUCUAUUGAACUUAAUUGGGUCCUUGUCAUUUUAUUUACAGAGGAUGCAAAGUUUUAUCAGAAAAUGUUUGGAAAAAGCUCAUGAAUACCAGUACUCCUCAUUGGCAUUCCCUGCUCUUGGAACUGGAAACCUUUCUUUCCCAUCAAAAGUUGUUGCUGAAAUAGCUAAAGAAACAAUAGAAGAAUUUGAAGGUGCCCAUGAGACUACAACAAUUAAAACAAUUGCUUUCAUUAUCUAUGUGAAAGAUGAAGACACCUUCAAGGUGUUUCAAGAUAUAUUGGAAACAAAGAAAAUAAAUGAGAAGCGGGAAUCAAUUGAACUGACUGGAGAAACUUUGCAAUGGCUAUGUGUGUAUGGGGACAAAGAUGAUGUUACUAGAACAAUGAAUGAAUUGAAUGAAUAUUUCCAGGCAGGAAUUUUGAAGGUGCAGAAAUCAUCCUUGAAAGAGCCUGAAGUUCAGGAGAUGAUUGACAGAGGAUCUGACGUUCAAGCAGAACUAAAUCCAAACAAGUCUGUCAGUAUGAUGGCAGAGUCUGAUGAUACAAAGUGUUGCUUAAUUGCAAAAUUCAGCGAUAGGAGUCUCCUUUAUGAAAGUCCAUCACUGAAGAAUAUUACAUUGAAAACUCUCAUUUGUCCAUACAAGAAAGAAUAUGAAGCUCUUUUGAUUUUCAACAGUUGUAAGG